Messenger RNA from Ipomoea triloba (trilobed morning glory), 717 nucleotides. RefSeq lists its product as uncharacterized. The record is from RefSeq and is a predicted model, not a curated record. Gene Ontology annotation, molecular function: acyltransferase activity, transferring groups other than amino-acyl groups. NCBI's taxonomy places the organism in Eukaryota, Viridiplantae, Streptophyta, Magnoliopsida, Solanales, Convolvulaceae.
AACCCCAGGCCCCAAGAACACUUUGCAUAUUGUAUUAUGGACUCAUCAAGAAUCUCUCUCCGGGCGUUCCAACUCUCCGAUGCCGACGACCUCCUGAAAUGGGCAAGCGACGACAAAGUGACCCAUUUUCUGAGAUGGAACCCCAUCACCUCCAAACAAGAAGCCCUCAAGUAUAUCCAGGAGGUGGCCAUACCUCAUCCAUGGCGGCACUCCAUAUGCCUGGACGGCCGUUCAAUUGGGUACAUUUCAGUCAAGCCGGAAGCCGGAAAUGAUAGGCACAGAGCCCAUCUUGGCUAUGCAAUUGGCUCUUGUUAUUGGGGCCAAGGAAUUGUGAGCAUGGCACUCAAGAUGGCCAUUCCUGUUGUGUUCACAGAUUUCCCCUUCCUGGUUAGGCUGGCGGCUUUGGUGGAGCCUGAAAAUGUUGGGUCUCAAAGGGUUCUUGAAAAAGUUGGGUUUGUAAAAGAAGGCUUUUUGAGAAAGUAUGUUAAGGGUGGGAUUAGAGAUAUGUUCAUCUAUAGUUUCUUGUCCAGUGAUAAGGUUAACUAAUGAUUUAGGUAAAUUUUUAAGGAUGUAACAAACCAUGGCAAAUUAUACCAGGGACAGGAUCUAUCUUGCGUUAUAUAUUUGAUCCAAAAAAACAUUUAGAUUAUGUAUCUGUAGUUAACACAUCUUUUACCUAGAUGAUGAUUUAUGUACAUAUAACUAUCAUAUUAUUUA